AUGAUUGUCAUGAAUCUCAGAAUAAAAGUCAUGUUUGUGAAAGAUGACCAAGGGGGUUUUCCUGCAUCUUCCUUUCCCCGGAGAAUUGGCCCUGUGGUGCUCAAAAGUCCCAGGAAAAGUAACUUCACCCCCAACACCACCAUGUCAUUAGAAGUGUCUUUGAAGGAACAAGCUCUAAGGUACCUGAAGGGGGAAAAUGCAGAACCUGAGUGUGGAUUUUGGGUCUUUCUGGAUCCAGCAACCUUUUCAGAAGGACCAUGUUUGCAUGUGGCCGUCAACCGAGGGCUCCAAGCCAGAGUCUUCUACCACCUUGUCGUGGCCUUGACCACCAAGUCACUCCUGAAGGUGAGCCACAACUACCACCAUGGCACAGAGGCUGCCAUGGACCUCCAGAUCAACCUGGAGCUGUAUGCCUCCAAUGUCUAUCUGUCCAUGGCUUGCUACCUUGACCAGGAUGGUGUGGCUUUGAAGAACUUUGCCAAAUCCUACCGAUCUCAUGAGGAGUGGGAACAUGGGGAACUGAUGAGGCUACAGUACCGAGGAGGUAGCAUUUAUACUUUGUUACCAAAAAUGAGCUCUAACAGUAAUGAAGAGGAUGCCACAGACCUUGGAUCUCCAUCCAGCCCCCCGGAAAAAGAAAACUUCUACUCGCAGUAUGUGAUGUUGAGGACCAUUGGCCGUGGAGGCUUUGCUGAAGUCAAACUGGCCUACCACCGCUUCACCAGCACCCUGGUGGCUGUCAAAGUACUUGAAAAAGAGAAUAAGUGGUGCUUACCGGUCAAUCCUGAGGUAAAUAUUAUGAAGAUGAUCAACCACCCCAACAUCAUCUCACUUGUCCAAGUGAUUGAGUCUGAGAAGAAAAUAUACCUGAUCAUGGAGGUGUUCGCGGGAAAACAACUAUAUCAAUACGUUGGAAAGGCUGGCCACCUGGAGGAAGACCGUGCCCGGGGGAUCUUCAGGCAAAUCCUAAGUGCCGUGAGUUACUGCCAUGAACAUGGAAUAAUUCAUCGGGACCUGAAACCGGACAACAUCAUGGUGGAUAGGAAGGGAAAUGUCAAAAUCAUCGACUUUGGCCUUGGCGCCCAAGUUAGGCCUGGAGAAAAACUCAGCUUUUACUGUGGGGCUUUGAAAUUUGCUGCCCCUGAAUUUCUCCUUAGAAGACUUUAUGACGGCCCCAAGGUCGACAUAUGGACGUUAGGAGUGGUUCUAUAUUUCAUGGUAGUCGGGAAAGUCCCAUUUGAUGCUGUCACCCUACCAGAGCUCGGACAUCAGAUUGUGAAUGCAAAUUAUACUGUCCCCUUGGGCAUGUCACCAGAGCUCCAGGACCUGCUUAGCCUCUUAAUGACAGUCGACCCCAGUCUUAGGCCAACAGUGGAUGAAGUGAAAAGACAUCCCUGGCUUAGGGAAGACAUGGAGGCUUCACCAAAUGACUGUGAAGAAAUGGUCCCUGGCUUGCCUGACCCUGCUAUUGUGAAAGCCAUGGAACACAUUGGGUUCCAAGCCCGGGACAUCAAAGAAUCAUUACACAAGAGAAAAUUCAACCAGACAAUGGCAUUUUAUUGCUUACUAAAAGGGCAGGCUCUCCAGUUUCCUACCUGCACAACCUUGGCUCAACCUGUGAAUCCAGGGGUGGCACCAUUCCCUUCCCUAGAGGAUCCUGUUGCUUUCCCUCUACCACCCAGGAGGAGGAGGAGUGAGCCUGCCCUUGGCACAUUGCUCAGAGGGCCAUCCACUAGUGGUCAGGUGUCUGCCUGUGGCCAGUGGCCAGGUCAAAGAGGAGACAGAAGGGCCACCAUUCCUCUCCACACGCCACUCCCUCUCCACACGCCACUCCAGAGAACAUUCACUUCAGACCAAGACCACCAACGCUCCAAGAGUGGUCCCUGCAUUUGCUCAAUGAGUACCAGCAGUGAUAAUACAGAAGACAUCUUAUGCUCCCACAGAGACUCAGCAAAGGACAAGUCCACCCGCAGCCAUGGCCAGCCUCGAGGCUUGAAGGCAUGGGCAAGGAGGAUAGGAAAUGCCUUCAUGAGACUCUUUUGCUGCUGUCCAUCAAGGAAGAAACCUCGCUGGGGGCAGAACAGAAUCUUGCCUCAGAAAUGA
Molecule: messenger RNA, 2103 nt
Organism: Peromyscus californicus insignis
Lineage: Eukaryota; Metazoa; Chordata; Mammalia; Rodentia; Cricetidae
Product: sperm motility kinase 2B-like
Exons: 3
Coding region: 1-2103 (700 amino acids)
Biological process (GO): intracellular signal transduction; microtubule cytoskeleton organization; protein phosphorylation
Cellular component (GO): cytoplasm
Molecular function (GO): tau-protein kinase activity; ATP binding; protein serine/threonine kinase activity
Source: RefSeq, a predicted model, not a curated record